GCCCACUUUCCGUGUACUUCCUGUGUUAUAACCUUUGUUUACUGUCACUCUUCUCGGUCCAGUCAAAAAUAGACAUAUGGGUACUCCGUGAAAACUAUCUAUAAGCCUCGGUCAUAAAUUCAGAGCUGUUGUCGGGACAGCAAUUGGUCAGUAUCUUUUAAACAUGCAUUCCUGUGCGGCCGACGGCUACCAACAUUUUUGCACGAAAAGCGAAUUUCUUCUACCGAGGCAACAACAAGCUUUCUACGUGUGCAUAAACGAACCAUAAGUUUUAAUCAUGGCGAUGGCCGCUUGUUUUUUAAAUACGGAUGAAGCGUCCCCCGCGUCUCUCACAGACCUGUGCCUGACUUACGUAAGCCAGAACCUGGGAUAUUUCUCUCAGAAACGCCCUGAUGGAUCCCUGUGUUUAAGAGAGGCUGUACUGUUCCCACAAGAGCUGGCAGACCAGCUUUUAGCCAAGAUGGCCACUGAAGGUCUUUUGAAUGACAGUACAGUAGGAGUCUUUCGAAAUAGUGAAUAUCUUCGUUUGAGGAGAGCAUGUAUCCGGACUGCACGCAUCUCUGCUGAGGCCUUUCAGAGAGCCCUCUGUCCCCACAGGUUGCUGGAGCUUGAUGCUGCUAGAGUAAAUGCAGAUCUCACAAUACCUGAUAUUUUACAAGGACUGGCCACCAAUAAGUACUGCCAGGAAUCCCUACAGCGACUUGUGUUAACAGGUCUAACAAUGUCCUCUCUGGAAGAACCAAUCCAGUAUCGAUUCAGCUCGCUCCAUGCUCUACGCUCCCUGUCUUUAGCCAAUGUGGACUUUUAUGACUCCGGGCUUGUGGAUGUUUGCUCCCUGCCUCGUUUGGAGAGCUUGGAUCUAUCCAAUACAUCAGUCACCAACUUGACUCCUCUUUUGGGUCUAAAGGAGAGACUACGCUCCCUGACUCUGCAUCAGUUAAAGAGACUAGAGAUGAGCACUGGUCAGCUGCUGGGUGUCAUCGGCCAGUUGGAAGUAUUACAGCACCUAGACAUCAGCGAUGACAAACAGUUCACUUCUGAUGUUGCUCGUCAACUUCUUGGACAGCCUGGAAUUUUGCCUGCACUUGUUUCCCUGGAUGUGUCAGGGAGAAAGCAUGUGACUGACGCAGCUGUUAAAGCAUUUGUCGAGGAGAGGCCAGGAAUGACAUUUGUUGGACUUCUUGCUACAGACGCUGGAUUCUCUGAUUUCCUCUCUGGAGAAGGAAAUCUAAAGGUAACUGGCGAGGCUAAUGAGAAGCAGAUAUGUGAAGCACUUCGCAGGUACAGUGAAAGAGAGGGUUUUGUGAGAGAAGCCCUGUUCCACCUUUUUAGUCUCACCCACGUCAUGGAAAAACCAAGACCAGAUAUCCUUAAGCUGGUUGUUUUGGGAAUGAGGAAUCACCCGGCCACUCUAAAUGUGCAGCUUGCAGCCAGUGCGUGUGUCUUUAACCUCACAAAGCAGGACCUGGCAGCAGGAAUGCCAGUGCGACUGUUGAGCACCGUCACUCAACUUCUUUUGGAGGCUAUGAGGACAUUUCCCAACCAUCAACAGUUACAGAAAAACUGCCUGCUGUCUUUGUGCAGUGAUCGGAUUUUGCAGGAAGUCCCCUUUAAUAGGUUUGAAGCAGCUAAACUUGUGAUGCAGUGGCUUUGCAAUCAUGAAGACCAAAACAUGCAGAGGAUGGCUGUAGCCAUCAUCUCUAUUCUUGCUGCCAAAUUGUCCACAGAGCAGACAGCCCAGCUUGGAGCAGAGCUUUUUAUAGUGAAGCAACUACUGCAUAUAGUUCGACAGAAAGCUACUCAGGGCGUGGUUGAUGCCACUCUCAAAUUCACUUUGAGUGCACUCUGGAAUCUCACUGACGAAUCACCCACAACCUGCCGUCAUUUUAUUGAGAACCAAGGGCUAGAUCUGUUUAUAAAAGUGCUGGAGUCAUUCCCCAACGAAUCCUCGAUUCAGCAGAAGGUCCUGGGAUUGCUGAAUAAUAUAGCAGAGGUUGCGGAACUUCAUGGAGAACUAAUGGUGCAGGGUUUUCUGGACCAUAUUAGCACUUUACUGCACAGCUCAGAGGUGGAGGUUAGUUACUUUGCAGCUGGAAUCCUCGCUCAUCUCACAUCCAGAGGAGAAGAGUCCUGGACACUCAGCCCCAGUCUGAGGUCCUCACUGCUCGAACAACUACACAAUGUUAUUACAAAGUGGCCCCCACCUGAGUGUGAAAUGGUUGCUUACAGGUCAUUUAACCCUUUCUUUCCUCUGCUGGAGUGCUUUCACACACCUGGUGUCCAACUAUGGGCAGCUUGGGCCAUGCAGCAUGUUUGCAGUAAGAAUGCCUCUCGCUAUUGCAGCAUGUUGUUGGAGGAGGGUGGGCUACAACAGCUCGAACAGGUCCAGGCUCACCCUCAAACUCACAAAGACGUUAAAAUGUUGGCAGAGAGUAUUCUGGAGAGUUUACAGCGGCAUCGAGCCCGAACUGGGCACCCUGUAAAUGUGCCCCCAAGACGCCCAGUGGAACAGUGAUUUCGCACAGAAAUAAAAUCAGGAAAAAAGAGGACAUAGCCUGGAUUUUCCCAAUGAGGGAUUUUUUAUGUGUGACAUCAGGCACAAAGCAUUAAGAUAUGUAAUUAUUUGCACACAAUCUUAUUUAUUUCAUAAAUUAGUUGUAGUUGUGUGCAAGGUAAACCUAUUAUGAAAUAAUACAACUAAUGAGAAAAUUUAAAUUCUGUAGUAAUUCUGUCAUUGGCAUUAUUAUGACCUCUGACCUGAAUAACAGUUACGGGUUAUAGCAAAUGUUUAUGUUGUCUGGAUUGUUUGAAUAUUUAGUUUAUUUAAUGCAUGACUCUGCUGUGAGCUCAAGCAUGCCACAUUUGUCUCAGUGUGUACACCAUUCAUUUAGGAAUGCCUGCCUGUAUGUCUAUAGCAUUUUUUCAAAUGAAGCAUCACCUUUGGGUCCAGACUACUUCUCUUGCCUCUAUUUUAUUAGCCAGUGCGUUGAUAUGAAUGGACACUUGUUGUAGGUUUGUUGUGGUUCAAUAUACUUUAUAAUAUAAAGGCCUAAAUAAUUAAAAGGGGUCACUUUAGUGUGCAGCACAUUGACAGUUGUAUACAGUAGUUAUUCUGUAAAUCAUACAUCAUACCUAAGUAGCUGUGCUCUAAAGAGGAUCAUGAAUGAAAUGUUUAUUCCAAGGUCUAGAAAAGCUGCAGUGGCAAUAAAGGACUGGUCCAUGUUUUGGACUUCAUUUUGGAGACUUUCUCCUUGAGAAAAUAGCAUAAAUAAUAUGUUCACUGUGCUUCCCAUUUUGUUAAUGUCUUUAAGACAAAGAAAGCGCUUCAGUGUGAGCAUGUGUAUGUACAUUGUACAAGCUGCAUCUAAGAGUGUCAAUAUUUUGUAAUGAAAGUGAAUAAUGCCUGACCAAGGGGGGAUGCAUGUUUUUUGUCUAUAUACGUUUACUAGCCAGGCCUUCAGUUCCAUCUUCUGACAAGAAUAUAAGACAUAUCUGUCUAUUUAUCAAGUUGAUGAUGCAAUGUUGGUAACUCUUAGGUAUCAUAAUUUCCAAACUAAAGGUACUUCACUUCAUUAGUGUGCAAAUCAGAUUUUAUCAUGAGUAUCCUGGUUAAAGGAAUAAAGUUUUCCAUUGUUGGUUAAACUGGGCAUUCUGCAGUUUAACUGAAAAAGGGGAACCCUUCUUUUAUUUUUUGUGAACAGUACAUUUAUGGCAGAAUAGAAUGUAGUUUUCUGGUACUCUUAAUAAGAUCCAAACUGAUUGCCUGGGUAAAGACCAGCUCCAUUUAUUGUACAAAAAAUUGUAGAUGGAGAAUUAAACUGUGCCAUGUCAUGCUGAGAGUGAUGUUUUCAUGUUAUAAUAAAGAAUGUACAUUCCUGAA
This is a messenger RNA of Boleophthalmus pectinirostris (great blue-spotted mudskipper), 3880 nucleotides long. It is a transcript of the gene zyg11, whose product is annotated as zyg-11 family member, cell cycle regulator. Bases 278 to 2515 code for a protein of 745 amino acids. Gene Ontology annotation, molecular function: protein binding. The transcript has 19 exons. The record is from RefSeq and is a predicted model, not a curated record. NCBI's taxonomy places the organism in Eukaryota, Metazoa, Chordata, Actinopteri, Gobiiformes, Gobiidae. Gene Ontology annotation, cellular component: Cul2-RING ubiquitin ligase complex.